Messenger RNA from Fraxinus pennsylvanica, 468 nucleotides. The record is from the annotation of a GenBank genome assembly. Lineage: Eukaryota; Viridiplantae; Streptophyta; Magnoliopsida; Lamiales; Oleaceae.
AUGGGGAUUCUAGAAGAGCUUCGAUGGACCGCCAUGAAACUAGUGAACGUCGGAAAAUUUUCUGUCGACUCCGCCAUUAAUGAGUCUUUUAAAGGUGGAAAGCAAGUCUAUGCAAAUGUGAAGGAAAAGUUAAAGGGUCUACCCAUUUCACCCCAUUCUGAUGGGAAUAAAAAGCAAAAUUAUGUGGCAGUGGAAGAGAUGCAAGCUACACUAGAGAAAAUGCAAGAAGAUGUUACUAACAUAAAGCGUUCUGAUGGGAAUAAGAAGCAAAAUUAUGUAGCGGUGGAGGAUGAGCAAGCAACACUAGGGAAAAUGCAAGAAGACGAGAAUAACAUAAAGCAGCAAAAUGACAUAAUCCACAGAACAAAACAAUUGGAACAUGUGAAACAGUUCCCUGACGACCCUCUCAAGAGUUCAAUCCAUGAGAUAACUGGUCGGAAAAAGAUUUUCAUUCGUUCCCGUCUGUAA